Xyrauchen texanus (razorback sucker) is the source of this 5610-nucleotide messenger RNA. RefSeq names its product cysteine-serine-rich nuclear protein 3 (gene csrnp3). The record is from RefSeq and is a predicted model, not a curated record. Gene Ontology annotation, biological process: regulation of transcription by RNA polymerase II. The transcript has 7 exons. Gene Ontology annotation, cellular component: nucleus. Bases 348 to 2222 code for a protein of 624 amino acids. Gene Ontology annotation, molecular function: sequence-specific DNA binding; DNA-binding transcription factor activity, RNA polymerase II-specific. NCBI's taxonomy places the organism in Eukaryota, Metazoa, Chordata, Actinopteri, Cypriniformes, Catostomidae.
GGCACAAAUCAUACAUCCCACUGUAAAGCUGUCUGUAAUAUCUGCGAUGACAGUGUGAUAUGCGACCGUUAUUUGUACUAUUUUAUCUCGCGCCUGUGUACGAUCAAAGCGACGGCGGUGUGCUAUCAGCUGACGGUGAUUUAUCAGAAUGAAUGAAAUGUAAAGCCUGUUGCAUUCUGCAAUCAAGAGUGUUGGGGGUCUGGAGUCACAGGGCUGUUGGUGUGAAAUGGAGUUCCUUCAUUUAUCACUUCUCGUCUGGCUUUGAAUCGGCUCAUUCACGACACUGAGUGAAGUGGCGCGGCGAGAGGGAGGAGUUAACCAGCGUCUGACACAGCUUUGCGGCAGAUAUGAGUGGAAUCCUGAAGAGAAAGUUUGAGGAGGUGGAGGGGGCAUCGCCCUGCUCAUCGCUGAGGGAGUCUGAGGAGGAGGAGAUAUUGAGCACUGAGAGUGGAGACAGCAGUGACAGCGUCAACCCGUCGGCCUCACACUUCAGCCAUUCUUCAUCAGCAGCAGCAUCCUCAUCAUCACAGACACUGCAGCGCACUGCAUCCUCCAUCCUGAAGCGCGAGAAGAGGAUGAGGACGAGGCGUGUGCGCUUUGAGAAGGUGACGGUGUAUUACUUCAGCCGCAGGCAGGGCUUUACCAGUGUGCCCAGUCAGGGUGGCAGUACUCUGGGCAUGUCCAGCAGACACAGCUGCAUCAGACAGUACACACUGGGCGAGUUCGCCAUGGAGCAGGAGAGGAUCCACAGGGACAUGCUCCGAGACCACCUUAAAGAGGAGAAACUCAACUCUAUACGAGUCCGGUUGACGAAGAACGGUUCUGUAGAGUCGGAGGAGGCGAACGCACUGACGCUGGACGAUAUCUCUGACGAUGACCUGGACAUUGACAACACUGAGGUGGACGAAUACUUCUUCCUGCAGCCUCUGACCACCAAGAAGCGUCGCGCUCUACUGCGCUCAUCUGGUGUUAAGAAGAUCGAUGUGGAGGAGAAACACGAGCUGCGAGCCAUCAGGGUGUCCAGAGAGGACUGCGGCUGCGAUUGCCGACUCUUUUGCGACCCCGAGACCUGCACAUGCAGUCUCGCCGGCAUCAAGUGUCAGGUGGACCGAAUGUCAUUCCCAUGCGGUUGCACAAAAGAGGGCUGCAGCAACGCAGCUGGUCGGAUAGAGUUUAACCCCAUCCGUGUCCGGACACAUUUCCUGCACACCAUCAUGAAGCUUGAACUAGAAAAGAGCCGAGAACAGCAGCAGAAUUCCGGCACUGCGGCCACUGCGACUGGCAACGGUUUCCACAGCGACCCGAAUGGUCACUGCAGCCCGCUGACGAUGGGCCAGCAUGCACUGGAAUACGCAAUCCCCAAUUCCGUUCCGUCGAGCACUGUCAUGCACCUGCAGGCUGGCGAUGACAUGGAUGAGGCCUUGGAUGAGGAAGAAGAGGAUGACGAGGAUGAGGAAGAAGAUGAUGAGGAAGACGAUGAAGACGAGGAUGAGAGCAGCAGUCUAUGUAGUCUGUCUGACUCAAGCUUACAGAGUUUGGCAAACAGUGACUCUGAGGAGGAGGAAGAUGAUGAAGAUGAAGUCAACACGGAGGAAUUCGACGCUCGACUGCCGACUAUGCCAACGCCAUGCAGUGAGGUGGCUACGCCCUCUGUGAUGUGUUACCCAGAGAAUACGGUUACAUCGUACAACCAAACCAAUGGCAAUUCAUACUACAUUAGCUCCACGGCAGAGUACUAUCAGAUGGAAAACGCUGCACCACUUUUAACCACCAACAACCAUGCUAGUGACGCCUACGUAGAGGACUCCGUUUCUUAUCAAGAAAGGGUUAAUGACUCAAGUAGGAUCAUAUCUCAGGGUCCCUUUAAUGUGACCACUGACCAGUACACGGACUACUCCCAACACCCCGAACAGCCAUACACCAAUCACCACUUCACCCUCGACAAUGGAUCGACAGCUGUGAUUGGCCGUUGUGCUCCAGAAGCAGAUAAAAGCAUCCAAUCCAAAGGGCCCUUCCUCAGCCAAUCAGAAGAGCUAAGCCAGAUGAAAUUCCAAAACUAUCUGAACAACAACAAUACGCAGGAUGGCUACACCGCCAAUGGUAACUGUUACAUAGCUGAACAGCCAAAAGAGAUGCCUCACAAUCUGCCUGACAUUUCGUUAACGGACAACACGAAAGGACCAGCUAUACUGGAUGCUUUCGCAGAGCCUACCCCAGUUUAAGUUUGAGACGUUUGAUUCAAAUUGUGGUGAGAUUAUAAAAGUAGCCUUUGAUUCUGCCCACCGUUGUUCCAAUUCGUCUAACAUUGGUGGGACGGGUCCAUAAAUAUGUAUUUUUACUGGAAUAAAAAAAAAAACGGUAUAAGCGGCAAAAUCAUAUUGUAUAACAGAAAUGAUAAGCUUUGGGGCCAAAAUAUACUCUCUGCAAAUAUGUGAACACAGACAAUUCUGUUGUGCAUCGGAGAGCAAUUCAUAAUACAAUGCAACUAUUCAUUGUAUUCUUAGUGCUGCCACAAGUGGUGCUAUACUGUAGUUGGCAUUAGCAUAAACUGUCUUAUUUUACCGUCAGUUUUCCAUUUCAUGUCAACUACCAUCAUGUUGAAGCAACGGUUUGAAGAAAAUCUUGCUAAACAAAUUAGUUAAACUUUUGCAUUGUUUAUUGCUAGAUAGCUAAUAAUAAAGCAUCUAGUUUAAAGGCACAGACAUUUUAAGAUAACUGUUACUGUCAACAAAAAAAAAGAAAUGCAAUCACAGUGCAAUUCAUAACGCGCAGCAGCAAAAAUGCAUUGUAUUCUUAGUGCUGCCACAAGGGGCGCUAAUUGGCAUUAGCAUAAACUGUCUUAUUUUAACGUCAGUUUUCCAUUUCAUGUCAACUACCAUCAUGUCGAAGCAAUGGUUUGAAGAAAAUCUUGCUAUUCAAAUUAGUUAAACUGUCGUCCAUGUUUAGAGCUAGCUAUCUAGCUAAUAAUAACGCAUAUAAAAGGCACAAACAUUUUUAGCUAACUCUUUGUUAACGUCAAAAACUCGGGACCGUGCACUUGCAAAGCUGGCAUAGCGUUCGGAUCAACGUAUUUGCGUAAAGUAUAUUUCUGGCCUCGCACUAACGCAAUGUUCUUGUAAUUUCAAAAGUUCUAGUUUUGAGCAGAAAUGUGGAUAGAACUUUUCUAUGUAUUUGUGUCAGUGUUGCAAAAAAGAAAACCGAAAAAAUUAAUUGUUGCUGUUCGUGUUCUGAAGUAAGUGUAUAUCUAAAUGGUUAACAAAAGCAUGUUUUUUAGCGUUCAUCGUUAGUUUAUGGUUUAGUAGUUCAAUGUACUGUAAAAGAGAAAAUACUUUUGCGAUUUCGUACACAUAUAUUAUGUUUUAUCAAGAGUUAGUAAAAGCAUGAAAAUGGCUCUUAAAAGAUGUGCUGGUCAUUUGCCUUUCGCUAACAAAACCAAAACCAUCAUAUUUAAGUUGUGAACACAAUACAUUUUCUCAACACAAUUGCACUUUUCCAUUGGCUGAUGUUACACAACCGUAACCAAUCAUUAUCGGAGCACUGAGGGGGGCGGGGCUAUCUGGUACCGUGCCAUGACAAUGGCUCUGUUCAUUAUAGCCUACUACCAUACUGUACCUACUAUUGCCGCAGUUUACUUACUACACUUGCUAAAAUGUGCAGUAUACAACUCUCACGCAAAAAUAACCAUUUAUUAGUUCAUAAUUUUCAUAAGAAGACAGCAGACCUGACUGAAAUGCAAUGUGACAACCAGACUACAGUUUGAACUUUGAAUUAAUACUAACAAAUUAGCAAGAAGUAUGCAAUGUAUACAAUACUGCACAUAUUGGCAAACUGCAGUAAGUUAUCCGCUUAGUCCACGCAUACUGCAGAAAUAGUAAAAAUAGCAUGGUAAAAUACUAUUUCGAACAUAGCCUUUGAUCUUAUGUUUUUAUACCAAGUUUUUAAUGGAGACAUAACACUAUUAUUAUCAUUAGAGAGCUACAUAUCACUAUCACCAUUUGCUUUAAAAAAGUCAGAGUGUAGAUAGAAAAUUAGUUCGAUGACAGAUUUAACUUUUUAAAAGCAGAUUAAGAUACACAAACUGAAAUACUGAAGUCUUUGGGAUUAUACAGGGAUUUGUGAUGAAAUGCACUUUGCAAUGCAUCAAGUUACUGCGAAUGAAGCAUUCCAUUUCAGUCAGGUGAAGAUUAUUUUUAAGUGUUUAAACUCUAGAAGACAAAAUAUCUAAUAUAAGAUUAGCAAAAAGUAGUCAUUUACAUUUAUUGCAUUAAUAAGUGUUGAAUGGAUGAAAGCCAGAAAGAUGAACAGAUUUUUCUCAAGUUAUAGCGAGAAAUAUUUUAAGGCAUGACAUUUGUUUCAUCCCUUGUUAAUUUACAAAUGAACUAUAACUGAGCAAAUCAUUCUAAAGAGUCAUUUGUUAAGUGCAAUAGUUUACGCAGUGGCUAAUAUUCAUUUCACAUUCUUUUCCUACCUAGUUAAAGGGACAGUUCACCCAAAAAUGAAAAUUCUGUCAUCAUUUACACAGAAUUAUGAUGUUCCUUACACAAAUAUAUUGUAUUGCUUCAGAAGACCUGCAAUAUAGUGCACAAGUUACCUUUUAAAUAUUCUCUUGUUGUGGUUUGGAACAACAUGAUGGUGAGUUAAUGAUGACGUAACUCAUUUUCGUGUCAACUGUCCAUUCAAAGCACGGACUGGUUUAAAGAUGAAGCUCUAAUUUUCAACUCACAAACAUUAUGACGCAUCUGUCGGUUUAUCCUCUUAAAGGAAAGAGUCGUUGUCUAAUGGAGAAUCUCUGUCAAUAAGCUCAAUACAUUACAAUCCAUUUCCUUUUAUGUCAUUACCAUAGUAGCGUGACCUUGUGGGGUGGGACUGAAAUACUCGAAUCCUUAAAGAUGAUGUCAUUUCUUGACGUUAAGAUAUUCUCUACUAUCCCGGCUGAUUUUCCCAACAAGUUUAGAUUGUUUGGAGUACAAAACUGGUACAAAAUCCCAUGGACUUAAAUUGGAACGGGCGACCAGAACACCUUAGCAACACCCUCGUUUAAUAGUGGUGAGAUUUAUACGGGCAAAAUCUAGUUAUUUUUGCAUGUAUGGUGCCAUAUGUUGCAGACAUUACACACCUCGCCUUUAAAGAUUAAAUAUUUUCAUAAAGGAAGGGAGAAGCUGAUGUGUUGUCAAAUGAUUGAAAAUACUGAAUGUUUUCUAAGGAUAUAAUUUGGUGGGCAGCAGCAUUGAAACACUGACUUGGCUUAAGACAUGGUUUACUUAAAAAAACAGGAAUGCAUUCAUUUUAUAAUUCAUUUUUGCCAUCGUGUCUAACUCGAAGAGGUCAAAUUCACACUUUGUUUUGCCUUUUAGGAUUUAUUGUCUGGAGUUUGGUUCAGAUUUAUUGUAUUUACACAGUGCUGGUCCAAGAAAACUAAUUCUUUGAAAUAUGGGAUAUAAGAUACAAGUCUGACUAUAAAUGGUAUCGAAUGCGGGCAGGAGCAAUCAUGUCAUGUUACCAGUUAGAUUCUCCUCAUUCUGUUUUCAGUAUUUCUUAUGAAUGAUCUAUUAUAAUGUGUAUUUAUUGUGCGUUCCUUAAACGAUAUGUAUUGAAUAAAAAGUUUUUGUU